CAAAGAGAGGUGGAAAAAAAAGAAACAAGUAGUCGAGGCGUUCGUGGAAACAGGAAGCAAAGAGGGGGAAAGCAGAGCGGAGGUUGUUGUUGUUGUUACAAAAAAAAAACCCAAAAAAAAACUUCGGAAGGGAGCGCUCUGUCUUUUACUACCCCGGUAUUUUGAGCUCUUUGGACCAACAGUGCAGCCGCGCUUGCGGUUGGCUAGAUCGCGAGGACUUUCCGUCCGUUGCCUGGACACCGCUGAAGGAGGGAAGAUCGCGCGCUUCGCGCCGAAGUGGACGGAGCAACGGCUACCUGAUCAGGAGUCUCGUUUUAUUUGCCCUCCCUGACCGUCCACCACACUGGAAUGAACCCCACCUUACUGUUUCUUUAUCACUUUAAAGGCAGGGCGUGACAUUCCUCCUUUUAAACCGCGGCCCUAGUCGAUUUUACUGGAGUAUUUUGACGUUUGAAGAAGUCUUCAGUUCGUCUGACAGGAACGGUGCACGCGCAGGCAGCGUGAGCUAACGAAAGCUAGCGACUUAGCUGCUAAUGUCAACUAACAUGGAAGGAGAGGUGCAUGUGUUACAUAACAACCAAACGCAAUUAAAUCGCCGACUUCUGACACCCAGCAAGCACAGUAAUGGACGUGAUUUAAUCUCCAAAGAAUAAAACCGCCCAUAAAGACAUUUUUUUGGGAGAGAUGGAGUCCAACCCGCUGAUCAGCGCGAUGGAUCCGUCCAUUACAUUGUGGCAGUUCCUGCUACACCUGCUGGAGGAUCAGAGUCAGAAGCACCUGAUCUCCUGGACGUCUGGGGACGGGGAAUUCAAACUGCUGGAUGCUGAGGAGGUGGCCAGACUCUGGGGGCUUCGCAAGAACAAAACCAACAUGAACUAUGAUAAACUAAGCAGGGCACUUCGUUACUACUAUGACAAGAAUAUUAUUAAGAAAGUUAGCGGCCAGAAGUUCGUCUACAAGUUUGUGACCUAUCCGGACCCUACCUCUGCUGAUGGUCUGAGAGGGCCUGAGGAUUCACAGAGGACCACUGCGGGAGAGAAAUUAGAGCUGUCCAAUCAGACCAAACUUCAAGGUGCUGCUAACAGCACCAGCCCGUGUCUCUCCAAGAGCCUGCAGGUUCAGCGCUCUUCCCCCAGCUCGGUGCAACGCAGCUCCCGCAACGAUUACAUGAAGUCUGGUCUCUACUCUACUUUCACCAUCCAGUCCUUGCAGUCACCCUGCAAAAGCACUUCUAAAUUCAUCAAAACAGAGCACGUCUUGAUUGACGGCAGCCCCAAACCUGCCCCUCUGGACCACACAGUGCAUGAGAUACGAAUGUGUCAGACAGAAGGGCAGCAGGGAACUGUUCAGGCCCAGUCGACUGUGGAGAGCAGCAGUCUGCAGGUGAUAGUGACCCACCCCUCCCCAUGUGCUACACCCGCUCUCAGCCCCCAGACGCCCUCUGGCUCAGCCACUGCAACCACAAAUGCUCAAGCACAGAAGAGCCAGAGUUUGGGUGACCCACCACAGAUCUACUUGUCCGAUCCCAGCUCUCUGACCUCGCUAAUUCCUCUGGCUCAUGGUGAAUGUGUUGUCAACCCCUCUCAGCCUGUGUUUGUGGUCAUAAAGCCUCCUUCUGUCGGGCUGCCCAAAGAGUCAAAUCUCCCGCCUGAGGAAAACUUGCUGAAGAUUGUCGAUCUGGAUGAAAAAACAGAUGUUGAGUCGGUGUCCACAGUGCCUGUCCCUGGAGAUACAGAUGCCCCAAUCCCUGUGGAUGAACCUUCACCCUGCGUGGAGCCAGUGGCCCAGCCGGUUGGAGAAGAGGAAGUGGAAGAGAAUCCUGAGUUACCUGAGGACACCAAUACUUCAUCAGCCUCCCUCUCAGAGAGCAUGCAGGAAGUCCAGCCUCCUAAAUCAAAGAAGCCACGUGUGCUGGAGCUGCCAUCCUCGUCUACACUGCUGCCCAUUGGUCUCUCACUGGAUAAGGUCAAUGCAGCGGUGAACAGCCUGCUGGCCUCUGGCAGUGCCACAAACACCUUAACACCCACAGUCAUCACCUCCCAUUCCCUGACUCCAGUGCUGUUGACACCGAGUCCGCUGCCAUCAACCAUUCACUUCUGGAGCACGCUCAGUCCUAUCGCUCCACGCAGCCCUGCCAAGCUCUCCUUCCAGUUCCCCUCCAACGGAAGCAAUCAGAUCCAGAUCCCGGCACUGAGCGUGGACGGCCUAUCCACACCUGUCGUUCUCUCCCCUGGACCACAGAAACCUUGACUUGCGAUUUAAUUAAUUUGUCUCUUGCCUUGGUGAUUGGCUCACUCCCCAGCCAAUAAGACGCUGAGGACGACCAAUGAAAGAUGAGACACUCCAUAACAAGUUCUGCUUCGAGUUGGGCGGAGCCUCUGCUCCAAUGAUGACUCGACAAGAGGAGUGCGCUCUCAGUUGUCCUUUACGAUUGGCUGACAGAGCUGCCCGCUUCUGGGCUUCAUGGUGGUAUUUCAUAGACUAUUUGCUCUUUUGUUUUUCCCUUUCCCUUUUAUAUGAUCAUCAACGGUUAUUUAUUUAUUUUUGAUGUGUCUUGGUGCAUUAUGUGAUGUGCAUUCCGGAAUGCUCAGAUUGUGAAUUUGGAACUCUGAGAUCUCACUUUAUUUUUGAUUUCUCACCGUAACAUUAUGAGUUAUGGACCAGACGAGGUAACCUCUGAUUGAAUCAAGGCAUGAAAUGCCAUUUACAGACGGAGCAUUGCUUUCUUAAAAACUUCUUUCUUUUUGUGAAAAUAGAAAGCAUGCAUUUGAAAUCUGACAGAUUAAAGUGCAAGAUUAUUUUUUCUUUGCCAUUACAAAGACACAAAUCAGUUUUUAAAAGGAUAUGACACACUGUUGUUUUAAACAUUUUGUGUUUUUCCGUGGACAAAGGAGUCC
This is a messenger RNA of Rhinichthys klamathensis goyatoka, 2897 nucleotides long. RefSeq names its product ETS transcription factor ELK1 (gene elk1). Gene Ontology annotation, biological process: cell differentiation; regulation of transcription by RNA polymerase II. The transcript has 9 exons. Gene Ontology annotation, cellular component: nucleus. Gene Ontology annotation, molecular function: DNA-binding transcription factor activity, RNA polymerase II-specific; sequence-specific DNA binding. Bases 685 to 2250 code for a protein of 521 amino acids. The record is from RefSeq and is a predicted model, not a curated record. NCBI's taxonomy places the organism in Eukaryota, Metazoa, Chordata, Actinopteri, Cypriniformes, Leuciscidae.